GGAGCGCACGAUUCGAGAGCGAGCGGGGGCUGCAAGGCGGGGCUAAAGGAAGUCGGCGGAACGGGAAACGGGAAACGAUGGGCACCAACAAGUUUUCGAGUUAUGAGCUAGAAAUAUAGUUCCCAAUAUCUUGAGGUGGAACGAAAGGAUAAAAUGAGACUCCGUUCGAAGAGAACCGUGGCGCCCUACACCGAAACGCCGCGAAAAACCCGCCAGCGGUGUCGCAGCAAUGCCACACCAACAAUGAGACGAACUCGUCUGUCGGUACCAGAAAAAGCAUUAGAAGACAAGGUUGAGGAGAGGUGUGAUGCUGAACAUGUCCCCACAAUGACGAGGCGCCUGCUGCCCCGUGGGCGGCCAAGAAAAAGAGCAAUUGCUGCAGAUGACAAAGAAACAGAUUCCUCCUUCAAGACACCACUUCGGUCCACUUUGCGCCAUGAGCACAUACUUUCUGAGAUGGACCCAGUCUCUCCUCAUAAUUCAGCAGCCAGGAAAAGCUCCACCCCCAUUGUUCGAUUCCUCACGCCUAGUAAAGAGAAUUACAGUAGUCCAGUAAGAAGUGUGAUGCUGAGCCCAGAGCAAGGGGUGUUUGGUUAUGGCUCCAUUGACCUGAUGGGAGAUGAUGAUGACCACAUCUUUAGUCCCUUCACUUUCAUCAAGAAUCUUCCAUCACGGUCACAGUAUUCCCAGCCCAGACUUCCAGACAUCCCUCCUAAGACCAGAAGCACCCCAGAGGCCACGCUUGUGCUUGACUUGGAGGAAACGUUGAUGUUCAGCUCUCUGAAUAUGAUUGACAAUGCUGAAUACACUUUCCAAACAGUUUUUCAGGAUCAUCAGUACAAGGUUUACAUGAUCCUACGACCACAUGUGAAGGAGUUCCUGCAAUCUGUGGCAAAAGCAUACGAGCUCUUUAUUUACACCUGUGCAAAGAAGGAAUACGCUGAGAAGAUUCUGGACAUCCUGGACCCUCAACGGAAACUCUUCCGCCACCGUCUCUAUCAGGAUGACUGCACCUGUGUCCUCGGCCACUACAUCAAAGAUCUCAGCAUCCUGGGGAGAGAUCUCUCCAAGAUUGUGGUUUUGGACAACGCACCCCACACCUACCCCUAUCAUUUGAUGAACACUCUUCCUAUCAAGAGUUGGUCUGGUGAGUUAGAUGACAGAGAACUCCAGAAGCUCAUCCCCUACAUGGAGAAACUGUCUGCAGUGGAGGAUUUUCGGGAGGUGCUGAAGAAGAGGAAGGAUCACUUCCACCGACUGCUGUCGGAGGACUGACAUGACCAACCCCCACCACCCACCACCUACUACCCAAAGUGCACCACUUUUACUAUUCUGCUUGACUAGCAGCAUGUUUGCAUUCUUGUUGCUUACCUUCUAAGUAGAAUUCUGUUAAGUGGUGGUGGACCUGCACGCUUUGUCUCUCCGGUUUGUUUUUAAGGUAACUCAUCCAUAAUUUAAUCUUGCUGCUCAUUUUUUUCGCACCACAUUUCUCUUGAUUCAUUCCACGGGGUAAUGGACCCAGAGAAGAAAUUUGAAUUGUAAAUAAUUGUCCCUUAUUUAUUGUUUUGGCAAAACUGUUUAAUUUUGUUUUAAUAGAAUAAAACAAACGUUACAGUGGGAAAA
Messenger RNA from Syngnathoides biaculeatus (alligator pipefish), 1623 nucleotides. It is a transcript of the gene ctdspl3, whose product is annotated as CTD (carboxy-terminal domain, RNA polymerase II, polypeptide A) small phosphatase like 3. NCBI's taxonomy places the organism in Eukaryota, Metazoa, Chordata, Actinopteri, Syngnathiformes, Syngnathidae. The coding region runs from base 154 to 1275 and encodes 373 amino acids. The record is from RefSeq and is a predicted model, not a curated record. Gene Ontology annotation, molecular function: phosphoprotein phosphatase activity. The transcript has 11 exons.